AUGAUCUUUUCCACCAUCCUUGAGGCCCUCAGUCAUCAUGCUACUCAGACUCCAGACAAGGUAGUCUUCACAUGGGUGAACAGCAAGUGUGUGGAACAAAACAAGAUGACGUUCAAACAACUGGUUGACCAAUCCAAUGCUGUUGCUGCUCAUCUUCUCAAAUUGGGAUGCCAAAAGGGAGAUCGAGUUAUGGUGGCCUAUCCUUUUGGUCUUGAGUUCUUGGCCGGCAUGUUUGGUGCCAUGAAGGUUGGAGUCAUCCCCUGUUCCAUCUAUCCACCCAAUCCCAAUCAACUCAAAACCGACAUACUCAAAUUCCGCAGAUUUGCUGAGGAUGCCGGAGCCAAGUAUGCCCUAAGCACCACCAUGUUUGCUACUACCAUGAAGGCAGCCAGUGUCCUGUACAAGACUGGAGUGACGUGGAUUGGGACUGACAAGUUGCAAAUCAAGAAGAGCAAUCCAAAGGAUCCAAGCACCUAUGAGACAUACAUGGGUGAACCAGAAGACAUCUGCUUCAUCCAGUACACAUCAGGCAGUACUGGUCGCCCCAAAGGAGUCAUGAUCAGCCACAGCAACCUAGUAGAAAAUGUUAUGGCAAUUGAUGCCAUGUCAGAUACAACUGCAAAUGCGGACACAACAGUAGGGGUCUUAUGGGUCCCACAAUACCAUGAUAUGGGGCUUGUGGCUGGUUUUAUGUCUUCACUGUUGGCUGGCACUUCCCUUGUCAUGGCAUCACCACUGGAUUUUGUUGCCAAUCCUCUACUAUGGAGUGAUAUGGUAGAGACUUACAAGGCAACUCUCACCUGUGCCCCAAACUUUGCAUAUGCAUUGCUCCUCAAGAGAAUGAAGCAAUCCAACAAGACAGCUGAUUGGAGUUGUGUGAGGCGAGCCAUGUUCGGUGGUGAACCUGCCCACAGUCAUGUUGUUGAAGCAGUGUCAAAGACCCUCUCCAUCAAGCCUGGGCAUAUUUACAAUGUCUAUGGCUUGGCUGAGUCUGUGGUGUUUCUUACAGGUGGACCAGCCCAUGCAGAUGCUGAGGGCCUCAUCAGCUGUGGAGAAGUAGAUUCCCCAACCCUCAAGCUUCGAAUCGUCCGGGAUGGAAUUGAGGCUUUGGAUGGACAAGUUGGCACUAUCUGGGCCCAGUCACCACGGGUGACAUCUGGGUAUUAUGGUCAGCCAAAAUUGACCACCUCUACUUUCGCAAAUGUCUUGCCAGGCUAUGAUGGGACGUGGCUUGAUACUGGUGACUUGGGCAAGAUUGUUGAUGGGCAGCUCAAUGUCACUGGAAGAGUCAAAGAUGUCAUCAUUAUCAAUGGGAAGAACUAUUACCCUACUGAUGUGGAGCUUUCUAUUGAUGAAACUUUUGGUCACAUCAUCCGACCAGGGCGUACCGCAGCUUUCCAGCAUGGUGAUGCAAGUGUGGGUAUCACCACCGAGGCUCGCAAGGGGUUUGAAAAGUCAGCUCAUGGCGAUUUGGCUGUCCAAAUUGCCAACCAUGUUGCACAAUUUCAUGGAUUGUCUGUUGUGGAAGUUGUGGUAUUAAAAUUGGGGGUAACGCCAAAGACUACCUCUGGCAAGUUGAAGAGAAGUGAGAUAAGACAAUUGACGUUGACUGCUACUUGGAAUAAAUCUUCUGUGCUCAUUGGACUCCAGCGACAUGACAACAUUCUCCCAAUGGAGAAGGACAAUCUCCCCAAGAAACCUUCAGUGCAACAGCAUUGCCUUGACUUGACAGAAAAAGCAGCUGCUUCAUCCCCUGGAAAUCUGAUUCCCAAGGAGUCAAGGGGGGCUGAUUUUUUCAAAGAUUUCAACAGCACACUCGCCUCUAUUUUAGGCCCUGACUUUGACACAUUCAAAACAUGGCAGGAAAAUGGACUCACAUCACUUAAGAGUGCUGAGCUGAGAAAUUUAGUGGAAGAGGAGUUUUGUACUUCGGUUCCCGCCAACUUUGAACAGUUGUACCCAACACCAGAGGCACUCCAAGACUUCUUGCAAGCAUCAGUAGGCAAGAACUUUCCCAAGAACGCUAUGGAAUAUCACCCUGAAAUAAUAUGGAAUCCUCCAAGAGCAACGUGUGGCAAAUUGCAACUUGGCAUCUUUCAGAGUCUCAGCGCACUCAUUAUUAUUCUUUUCCUCAUGAUUUCCGUUCUUCCUUCCUACUUUGCUAUCACCUGGGUUAUGUACCAGUGCAACUCAUUUCGAGAUGAAGAACCCCUUUGCUUGAUAUUUUGGAUGUCUAUGCCCCUAGUCUUUCCUCUGUUCAUCUUUUCCUUCUCCAUGCUCGUGAUUUUCUGCAAGUAUACGGUUAUUGGAAAAUACCGGAGGCAACAAUUUGAUCUUUUAACUUGGAACUACAUCCAAUGGUGGUUCAUGGACCGACUAAUCGAGGUUUGGGAGUCAAUUGCAGGACAAUUUGUUCUUGAGACCAAGUUCAUUUGGGUGUUCUACUGGCUCCUUGGAGCAGACCUGGCAUGGUCAGCCAAGAUUGAAGCCUACAUCCGUGAGUUUGACCUGGUAAAGGUGGGCAGCAAUGCCACAGUUGGGUUCCCCGUAAGGUGCAGGAAGUUUUCUCUCUCAACAGGAUCAAGCCCCAGGAUAACAUUUCACCCCAUCAUUAUUGGGAAAGACAGUCUGGUGUCUGGGAUGGUGAGUCUGGGUGCUGUCAUUGGUGAUGGUAGCAAGGUGGAGAAACUGUCUGUUGUGGAAGAAGGAGCUAUAGUUCCUGAUGGUGUGCUUGCAAAAGGAAACCCAGCAUGUCAUUGUGGAUCAUUUGAGCAUUCCAGAUCAGAGGUUUGGCAAGAAUCCUUUCUGGACAUUUUCAAGAUUCUGUGGAUGUUUUCAGAAGCCUAUCAUUUCUUCACACUGUCUUACGUGGUCCAUAUCACGCUAAUUCAAGUCAUGCCCAUGUGGCGCUAUGAGAUCAUCCUGCACUGGCUCCUUCUUUUUCUUGCCUCCUCCUUCCUUGCCCUCCUCACAAGCAUUCCACUCAAGUGGCUUUUGAUUGGUAAACGGGAUCCAUCCGAUGAAUACGAAUCAUCGCUCUAUCGCCGGGCAACUAAUUGGGCAUGCGACUUCCACUUUUCGAUUGCAGCUUGGCCUCUUACUCCUUUCUUUGGUCAGACAAGGCUCUGGCACAUCAUUCUGUUCCUCCAUGGCCUUGAUGUGGAUAUAGAAUCUUGCAUCAGCAACCCAUACCGAAUCUUCAUCCCAUCCAAGGUUGACUUUGUCAAGAUCCGGAAGUCUUUCAUUGCCACCAGCACUCUUGACCUCAGCAAUCAUGGGGAGUCCAAGAUUGAGAUCAUCAAGAGCAGCAUUGGCUACAAUGUCAAUGUUCAUGCAGGAGUUAAGAUCAUGCAAUCAGCAAUACCUCCAAGGUCCAAUGUUGCUGAUAGUAUCUACGAUUUCAACCACUCGUGCCAGGCCUGGAAGACUAGUUUGAUAAUGGACUUAUUCCUUCCUGAGGUAUUGCAACUGCUGGUAAAUGCAAUCCUUUUUGCUUCUCUCAUGCUUUCUUAUGAGCUUGGCCUUCUUGCUGUGAAGAGCGCAUCAGUUGGAACGACAUUGUGUGGUCUUGCUGCAGCCAUUGUUCUUCAACUGUUUCUUUGGUUGCUUUUAACCCGAGCUGUUGAAAAGAUUGCAUUGAGCUUACCAACACAUCCUCAACAAAGUUUCUUUGGUAUCUACAUCAACCAUGUUUGGCAGUUCCGAAAUGGAAACUGGUUGGAGAUGCUUCUACAUGGAACACCAAUGUUUGCAUACUAUGCUCGCAGAAUGGGCGCUGAAGUUGACGGUGACCUCUGGUACUAUGGAAAUUCUCUCUAUGAGUAUGCCAAGCUACACUUUCAUGGUUGUACGAUUGUGGAUGAUUCCCAUGUUAGUGGUCAUUACAUUGAUGGCAAUGGGAUAACGAUUGGUGACACUUCUGUAUCUGGUGUUGUCCAUCCGGGAUGUUAUGCAUCUGCUGGAUCUGUUGUGUCUGGGGAGAAUGGUCCAUGGAAGUUUUUUCUCAAAACAGAUACAAAGGAAGGGCAGGACCGAGCAGGAAUGACAGCUACUACAAGGAAGCAAUUCUGUGAUUCCAUAUGGGAAGAUGAGUCUGCUCGUUCAUCUGUAUAG
This is a messenger RNA of Seminavis robusta, 4113 nucleotides long. NCBI's taxonomy places the organism in Eukaryota, Bacillariophyta, Bacillariophyceae, Naviculales, Naviculaceae. The record is from the annotation of a GenBank genome assembly.